GUCCCAGGCAUCUCAAUUCGUCGACUCAGACACAAGUCUUGGUGUUUAAGUUCGAAUUGAAAGUGUUGGUCGCUAGCUCACUGUGAAGGAAUCGUCAUAUAAAAGAUGGCUGUUUUUGUCACUUCUUACCAUGCGACAUGUAGCAUCUAGAAGUCUCGCCUAACAAACAGCUGAGACACGUGAGACCUGAGUCUCAUUUACCGAUGGGAGUAAACAAUACAAACGAAGCAGCAGUGCAUAGUCAUUGGGAGAGUGGUGAUAUCACGGCUGCUCAAUUCAGAAUUGCGUCCUCUGACAAAGGUCGCGGUCAGCGUGUUUGACCGUAGCAGAUUUAAAAUGGCUUUCUACAUAUAUAAUAGGUGCUUUGCGUACGCAUUCAAGUCAUCAAGCCUCGAAGCGACUACAGCCCAUAAGCCACAUUCUUUCUCAAAGAAUUUAACACGAUGUCGAUUACAACGGGUGCCACUGCAAAGACCGCUUACCUCGAAUCUACCGGCGAGAAGGACCCAUACAAAUACCAGGUUGGAUUCGGAAACUGGUUCGCGACUGAGGCAAUUCCUGGAGUCCUCCCGAGUCAAAGCCAUCCUCAGAAGACCAAGUACGACUUGUACACAGAGGGAGUCACUGGUUGGGCUUUCACCGCUCCGCGGGCUGAAAACAAACAGACCUGGUUGUACCGUAUCCAACCAUCCGUCUCCCAUGAUGGCUUUACCGUUGGCAAGCAAAACCCUUACCUUGUAUCUGACUUCACCAGUGCCAAUCCGCAUGUUCAUAUCAACCCCACCCAAGUCGCCUGGAGUCCGAUCGACCUCCCCUCUAAGAGUGAGAAGGUCGACUUCAUCGAAGGGUUGAAGACCUUAGGAGGCAUUGGCAGCUCACGUCUACGGGAUGGUUUGGCCACUCACUUUUAUGCCGCCAAUUCUUCGAUGCAAAAGAAGGCGUUUGUCAAUAGCGACGGCGAUAUUCUGAUCUUUCCAGACACCGGUCGUUUGGACAUUCAGACUGAGAUGGGAAGGCUGAUGGUUCGUCCUGGAGAGCUCGUUGUCAUUCCGGGCGGUAUCAAGUUCAAGGUCUCUCUUCCUGACGGGCCUUCUCGUGGUUUUGUCCAAGAAAUUUAUUCCACUCACUUCGUGCUUCCCGAACCCGGCCCACUGGGUUCUAGCAGUCUUGCCAAGGUCCGUGACUUCGAGCACCCUGUUGCUAGUUUCGACAUCGACCAGUCGAACUGGGAAAUCGUGUACAAGAUCGGGGGUCAGCUAUUUACGUGCAAGCAGGAUCACACUCCGUUUGAUGUCGUUGCCUGGAACGGGAACUAUGCGCCUUACAAGUAUGCCUUGGAGAAGUUUAUUGUGGUCCGCAAUGCCAAUAAGGACCACGCUGAUCCUUCCUCUCUUUGCGUUUUGACCGCAAAGUCGAAGAUUCCUAAUCAGCCUUUGGUGGAUAUCUGUGUGAUAGCACCUCACUGGGAUGUCACAGAUGCGUAUCGAGGCCCUUACUUCCAUCGAAAUACCGCUGCCGAACUUGUUGGAAUCGUCGCCGCUCGUGGUGAUGGCGGCUGGCGACCUGGUUUCGUUCCUGGCAGUCUGACCUAUCAGUCAGGCUUCGCUCCUCAUGGAUCACCUACGGAUGAGCACAAAAUGUUUGUGGAGGCGAAGUUGGUGCCAACGAGGGCAUUUGAGGACACUUACGGCUUUGUCAUUGAGCCAGUCUCUACGUUGCUUCUCACUGAUUGGGCCCUCAAAGCACCCCAGUUCCGAGAACAAAAUGUUGGCCUGUGGAAGGGAUUGAAGCCAGCGUUCCUGGAGCACAUUGACCAAGUCAAUGCUGACUUGAAGGCCGCCGGACUGCCGAUUCUGGGUCAAGAUAAUUGACAUGGUUCGCGCAACGACACCCACAUAGAGUCCAUAGACAUGUCCCCGCCAGUACCAAUCAUUAGCUGAAUCUUGUUUGUAUUUGUAUACUGCUCGGUGCAUUGUAACCUCGAUUGUGAUUUGGCAAUAUUAGCAAGGACGCGAAAGCCGGAGGUCUACCAUCUGAGAAACCCGAACGAAGAAAUAAAUAGUCGUCAU
Molecule: messenger RNA, 2069 nt
Organism: Somion occarium
Lineage: Eukaryota; Fungi; Basidiomycota; Agaricomycetes; Polyporales; Cerrenaceae
Source: the annotation of a GenBank genome assembly